AUCUCCAAUGCUGAGCUACAAAGUAAAAAGUAACACUCCUAACGUAGUGACGACAGAAGACUUUGGAGACGAGGAUUGAAGCCAUGGCGCCAGCGGCAACAGCUCCGAUCAGCCGCUGCGUGCUCAUCGUUAUUCUCAUAUUCUCCCUGCUGAUCCAGCCGUCGAUCUCCAUAUACUGCGACGAGGACGACUGCUACGAUCUCCUCGGGGUUCCUCAAAAUGCCAAUGCCUCCGAAAUAAAGAAGGCUUACUAUAGGCUCUCACUCAAACAUCAUCCGGAUAAAAAUCCUGAUCCGGAAUCAAGGAAAAUUUUUGUGAAAAUAGCAAAUGCGUAUGAGAUUUUGAAAGAUGAAGCAACAAGGGAACAGUAUGAUUAUGCAAUUGCACAUCCAGAGGAGGUCUUUUAUAAUACAGCUAGGUACUACCGGGCUUAUUACGGUCACAAAACAGAUCCUCGUGCUGUCAUUGUGGGUCUUCUAUUGGUGCUUUCUGCAUUUCAAUAUCUAAACCAGUGGACAAGGUAUAAGCAGGCUGUUGACAUGGUCAAGAGAACACCAGCUUUCAAAAAUAAGCUGAAGGCUUUGGAACUUGAACGCACAGGUGGAAUGACAAUUAGAAAGAAGAGUAACAAGCAAAUAAACAAGAAAAUGGAAGAAGACCUCAGCAACGAGCUUGAACUGCAGAUUAAAGGGGCUGAAAAGCCAUCUGUCUGGGGACUUCUUGGCAUUCGUUUCAUUCUUCUUCCAUAUACUAUUGGGAAACUGCUGUUGUGGCAUGGAUGUUGGUUUUGGAGGUACAACGUCAAACGAUCUCCUUAUUCAUGGGAAGAUGCCUCCUAUUUGACACAAAGAUCCUUGGGCGUGCCGCCUGAUUCAUGGACAUUCAUUGAUGAAUCAACAAAGGAAGAUCUUGUACAGCGACGUCUAUGGGAGAAAUCCAAUUUGCAAAGCUACCUUGCUGAGAUGCGGAAAGAAUCAAAGCGCAGAAGAUGACAAAUCUCAGAUUGCAUCCACGAUGGAAGGCAGCAGGCAGUAGGCAGGACUAUUUCACGCUGACAAUUUUGGAGGAGUUUUUCCCAUCAAUCGGGGAAAUAUCUAAUAGUACAAGAAUACCAUACUCAAGUUAACACUUUUAUUGGUCAAACCAUAGAAGAGGAUUCUUUUCGACGGUGGGAUACAUUUUGUUGUAGAAAAUAGGCCAGGUUCCUGUUGAUGUUUCGCGGUGUCAUUAGUGUAAUUGUGAGCAACUUCUGCUUAAUGCUGGAACCUGUUGUGGUGAUGUGACACUACGCAGUUCAUAAUAACCUGUUGUGUUUAACAAUUCGAUUUGGCACUUAAAAUUUAAUGGUUCAGAUUUUAAUAUAUUCAUAGAGGUGCAUGAUUACAAA
Coffea eugenioides is the source of this 1387-nucleotide messenger RNA. Its product is annotated as chaperone protein dnaJ 50. The transcript is spliced from 10 exons. Gene Ontology annotation, cellular component: endoplasmic reticulum membrane. Gene Ontology annotation, biological process: protein folding. The record is from RefSeq and is a predicted model, not a curated record. Lineage: Eukaryota; Viridiplantae; Streptophyta; Magnoliopsida; Gentianales; Rubiaceae. Bases 84 to 992 code for a protein of 302 amino acids.